AUGCUUUGGGUGAUUAAAGACAAAGGUGAAUCUUGGACCGGUCAAUAUUUUCGUGACAUUAUUUUAAUGCAACACGUAUUUCCAUUCCUCACCGACGAGGAAAACGUAAUUGAUCUGGAUAAUGUGAUAUUUGUUCACGAUAAAGCACCGUGUAUGCGAGCAAACAUGACUCAACAUCUGAUUAGAGAUAACAAAAUCGAGUUUUGGGGCAAUGAUAUUUGGCCUGGUAAUUCGCCCGAUCUCAAUGUGGCGGAACAUAUUGGAUCAAUAAUGAAAGAUGAAGUUGAACAAAAAAUGUUAUCGGAAACUGGACAUAAUCGAUAUAGUGAAGACACACUUAAAAAGCACAUUGCGGAUGUUUUGACGGACAUGGAAGAAAAUACCGAAUUGUUUGAAGCUCUUUUAUGUUCGUAUCCAUCUCGACUUCGUGCAGUAAAGAGUGCUAAUGGUCGUCAUACUGAUUAUUGA
Molecule: messenger RNA, 468 nt
Organism: Rotaria sp. Silwood1
Lineage: Eukaryota; Metazoa; Rotifera; Eurotatoria; Philodinida; Philodinidae
Source: the annotation of a GenBank genome assembly